Messenger RNA from Eriocheir sinensis (Chinese mitten crab), 11386 nucleotides. RefSeq lists its product as uncharacterized. Gene Ontology annotation, biological process: carbohydrate metabolic process; chitin catabolic process. The transcript is spliced from 18 exons. Lineage: Eukaryota; Metazoa; Arthropoda; Malacostraca; Decapoda; Varunidae. Gene Ontology annotation, molecular function: chitinase activity; chitin binding. The record is from RefSeq and is a predicted model, not a curated record. Gene Ontology annotation, cellular component: extracellular region. The coding region runs from base 244 to 9042 and encodes 2932 amino acids.
CCGCGGGUUCCCUCCAGUGCAGACGUCCCUCCCUUACCUCCCCAAAAAAAAAAAAAGAAAAAGUGACUCAUUAAGGAAAACGGGUUCUGGUGAGCCUUUAAGUUAUCGCCACCACCACCACCACCUCCACCACCACCACCACCACCUUCAUCACCAUCAGCACCACCACCACCACCACUGCAAUAACCAGCAUCGUCGCACUGGAAGCUGCCAUACAACGUCAAACUCCUUCAUGAGUUGACGAUGUUGGCAAUACUGACAAGCCUAUUUCCCCUCCUCGCCAUAGCCAGUGGGUGUGGCGAGGUGGGUCCCCGGGCAGAGGUGGUGUGCUACUCGGCCGCCCCCGCCCCCCCGCCCUCCCUGGACCCCUGCCAGUGCACCGUGGUCGUGGUGGAGGGAGCCGGCCUCGCCCACGACCUUCAGCUCACUUCGGAUGCGGACUUCACCAGCUACACCGCCCUAAAAACCGCCAACCCGCGUCUCAAAAUCGUGGUUAGCCUCGGCGGGAGCAACGUUAAGGGGGAGACCUUCGCGCUGCUCACUUCGUCCGUGGAGGCGGUAGCGAACUUCACCCAGGGCGCCGCUACCUUCCUCGAGGCGCACUGGCUGGACGGGAUCGAAGUGGACUGGCGCUGGCCCACUAACGGGAAGGAUAAGGAGGAUCUGACGACGCUGGUGAAGGUGCUAAGGCUGGUGCUGGAUCAGAAGGUACACAACGUUAGCCGACGAGCCGUGACGGAGGCGGUGACGGAGGCGGUGACGGAGCAGCAGGAAGAGGAGGAAGAGACCACCACGUUCACGCCGCUACAGGAGGACGAUGAGAGCUUCGGCGUCGACUACAGCGUCCUCGAGUCCGGAUCCGAGUACGAGGCGACGGUGCAGCCCCCUGUGGACGAGGAGGAUUACUUAACAACCAUUACCACAACCACCACCACCACCGAAACACCAACCACCACCACUGCAACCACCAUCCCCAACUCCACCUCCUCCACCACAACCACAACUCCAUCCACCUCCACAAGCUCCUCCGGCUGGACAUUCGAGCGGAAGAGAGGAGGAGGAAGAGGAGGAAGGAUAAGAGGCGUUGUGAGGAGGAGGCCGUUGAAUCAAGUUACCCCGGGAGAUGAGAAGAAGGAUGCUGAGGAUGCUGAGGAUAAGGGGAGGCUGCUGAUGGUGACCUUGGCGCCUAAUCCUGAGUAUAUCGUGAAGGGUUAUGACCUCAAGGAGUUGUCGAAAGUGGUGGACUACUUCACACUCCCCACGCACAACCUGACCCUGGGGGAGCAACAUGUGACCUUCCACCCCGCGAGACUGAUGGGCGUGGCGGACCUACAGAACGCCGACUCCCUGGUGGACCUCGCGGCAGGACUCGGAGUGCCCCUCGACCACCUGAUCCUGACCGUCCCCGCCACGGCCAUGUCCUUCACCCUGCAGGACGCCACCCUCACCACCCCCCGCUCUCCCGCCGCGGACACGCCCACCUACAUGUCCUACUCCGAGGCGUGCAAGGUCAUGUCCGGAGGGAACUGGACGGUGGAGAGGGACAAUGACCUGACCGCGCCCUACGCCUUCGACAACCUGACCUGGGUGGCCUUCGAUGACCCCAGCAGCGUCAAGGUCAAGAGCAAGUACGCGCUGCUGCGAGGCCUGGCUGGCGUGGCGCUGAGGGACGUGGAUCAGGCAGACCACGAGGACACGUGUGGAUAUGGUCCAUACCCGCUCCUCUCCAUGAUCUACACCACAUUCACUGAGCUCGCUCGGUCACCCCGCCGCACGGUGCUCAAUAGUCUGGUGGAGGACCUCACCCACUCCCCCUCCGUGCCCUCAGACCUGCGCACGUCCCCCUUCAGGAUCGUCCGUGUUGUGGAUAGGUCAGGUGACAUCACGGCCAUCAGGGAGUACUCGUCAAACACUCGCUACCAGUGCUCGCGCCAGGGAUACUACCGCGAUCCCGACGACUGCUCCAACUUCUACAGGUGUGCCAAAUUCAACCAGUAUGUGGACGACUUCACGGUGUUCGAGUACGCAUGUCCUCGUGGCCUUGUGUUCGACGACCGCUGGGAAGUGUGUGCCUGGCCCUCGGCGGCACCCCCAUGCGACGGCUCUUCCGAGAUUUUCCCGGUCCCGAAGCAGAAGUUCAUCUGUCCGGGCGAGGGUUACUUUACCGACCCUGAAAAUUGCCGGUGGUUCUUUGCAUGCCUUGACCACUACGGCAACGGCACCUACACGCAGUAUGAGUUCCGCUGCCCCUUCGGCCUGGCUUACGACGAGGACAACUAUAUGUGUAACUGGCCGUGGUUGGUGAAUGGAUGUGGCCAGAACGGCGUUGGCUACCUGGACCUUGCCCCUGGAGCGGCGCCCGUCAGUGUUGCCGACGUGACUGGACGUCGUGUGUAUGGUAAAAGCAUACCAACGCAACAGGUGCCAUCGCAGAGCCUCCACGGCGGCAGCGGAGACAAGGCAGGCUGCAAGGAGUGUAGCGGAUCGGUGGAACUGUCCAUUGGAGGCAAGGGUGUGCUCAGCCACGAGAAGGGCCUCAUCAUCUCCCCGACCCUAAGUAACGAACGCCUUUCUUACAAAGUUUACAAGGAAAGUAUCGAGUUCUCAGGCGAAAAAUCUCAGGGUGGUUUUGGCGGCAGUGUGAGCGGCGGAGAACGAUCAGGUGAGCGUUCUCAAGGCGGCUUUGGAGGAAGGGUGAGUAGCGGAGACCACUCAGGCGAGAGGUCUCAGGGCGGCUCUGGCAGUGGGGUGAACGCUGGUGGAGUUGCAGCGGUGGCCUUUGGGUCGUCCCUCCCGCAAGGCCCUUCGUUCGCUGGAGCCAAGCACACUCAGGACACUGCACAGCACCAAGGAGGGUCCUCAGGAGCCGCGUCUGACCGCAAUGCCAUCAAGACGCCUGGAACAUCUCCUGGGUACUCUUACAGCGCCCCGUCAACCGCCCCGCUGCCAUCCCCAGUCACCGAGGGCUAUGACAACUCGCAGCCUCGCCCGUCCUCCACACGCACUUCGUCCCGCGGGCGGCCAAUCACGUCUCAGGGGCAACCUACAGGUUCCCGCUCGGGCUCCGGAUUAGGAACUUCUUACUCACAACCUGCAGCACCUUCUUCUUCUACCCGACCCUCCCACGGCUCACAGACAUCACUGCGCCCCUCCGGUGGUAGACCUUCCACUUCCAGAAGGCCAGUCACUGCAGCGCCAGGAAGCGGAUACUCCUACGCCAAACCCUCUGUUUCCGCCAAACCCACUCCCUCUCGUGGCCGACCAACCAGCCGCCGCCCAUCCAGUCGUAGACCCACAAGCAGCAGACCCUCCAGUCGCCGACCUUCCACCUCCUACCCAUCCCCCGCACCACCCACCUCUGGAUACUCUUUCCCCACUCCAUCAACACCCUUCAAGCCAUUCCCUGGUGAAGACGUGUCAUCGUCGUCUUCGUCGGAGGAGGAGCCCACAAGAACAACGUCCUCCGGUUACUCCUACCCCACGCCAAGCACCUCUCUUACUCCCGGCGGCGGAGUCACCGUCUCCGGUCAAACGCCCAUCACUUCCCGGCCGCGGGUCUACCCCACGCCCACACCCUCGACGGGAUACUCCCACCCCGAGCCACCCCAGUCCUUCGGCACCCUCCCGCCCGUUCCUUCGCCUUCUGGGUCCGUUGAAACUGGGUACCGUCCCACCAUCAGCAGUGAAGAGUCCAGUGAGGAGGGCUACAGCUACUCCACACCCAGCCGACCACUCACCACCCCUCGCCCCCGACCCACACAACCAGUGGCCACGCGCCGUCCACGACCAAGCCGACCAGCCGCCACCCUGCCACCUCCAACUACCCCCGGGUACUCCUACGAAGCUCCCUCGCUGUCGUUCGAGCCUGUGAGACCUUUUGGGUCAUCGGAGAGCAGAGAGACCUUCCAGGGAGUGUCCGAUGAAGUAGGCAUCGGGGCCACAGGCGGCUACUCUUACCAGACCCCGGCAAACCCCUUCCUCGAAACCAAGCAGCCCGGCUUUACCCCAGCCAGACCCACCCCGACACCUGGCUACCAAACACCCAGACCUUCACCGACAACACGGCCCCAGACACCCACCUAUGAGACUCCGACGAGGAGGCCAACGCCCCGACCAGCCCCGAUCCCCGACUCCUCGAGCUCUGAGGAGGGCUACUCCUACCGUCAACCGAGCGUGAUCUUUACGGUGCCGGGCAGCUCUCAGUCUGCCGAGCACUCCUCUUCCUCCUCCUCUGAGGGUGGGUUCGCUGGCUACUCCUACUUGCCGCCGUCAUCAGAUAAGUCGUUCAAUCCCUUCGGCUCGCUGGGCAGUGGAUCUCACGAGAGUAGCGAAGGAUACAGCGCGACGGGUGGAUCAGGGCACUUUGGUGGAUCUGUUCAGCCCAGCGGAGGAGGAUCGAUCCACUUCGGCAGUGGUGGCUCAAGCCAUUUCAGCUUUGGUGGAUCAGGAGACAGCGGAGUAUCAAGUGGAUAUCGUGGAAGUAGUGGAUCAGGAGGUCAAGGAGGAAGCGGUGGAUCAAGCCACUUCAGUGUUGGUGGAUCAGGAGGCCAGAGCGGCAGCAGUGAGUCAGACGAACACCGCGGCAGUGGCAGCGGUGGAUCAAGUGGAUUUGGUGGGUCAGGUGGUCAAGGUGGAAGUGGAGGAUCAAAUGGAUACAGCUACAGCGGUGGAUCAAGCAGUUUUGGUGGAUCAGGAGACGGCGGAAGCAGUGAAUCAGCAGAACACCGCGGCAGUGGUGGAUCAAGCGGAUCGAGUCAUUUCGGUGUCGGUGGAUCAGGUGGAUACAGUGGAAGCCGUGGAUCAAGCCACUUUGGUAGCGGAGGCAGUGGUGGAGGAUCAAGCCACUUCAGUAUUGGUGGAUCAGGUCAGAGCGGCAGCAGUGGAUCAGCAGACAGCGGUGGAAGUGGUGGAUCAGGCCACGUUAGCAGCGGUGGAUCAAGAUUCUUCGGCACAGUUGGAGCAGGCAGUAGUGGCAGCAGUGAAUCAGACGAACAUGGCAGCCGCGGUGGAUCAAGCCACUUCGGUACUGGGGGAUCAGGUGGCCGAGGUGGAAGCAGCGGUGGAUCGAGUCACUUCACUUUUGGCGGAUCAGGCGACAGCGGCAGCAGCGAAUCGACAGAACACCGCGGCACUGGUGGAUCAAGUGGAUACAGUGGAAGCAAUGGUGGCGGUGGAUCACGGAGCCGAGGUGGAAGUGGUGGAUCAAGCGGAAGCAGCGGAAGCGGAGGAUCAGGCCACUUCAGUUUUGGUGGAUCAGGGAGCCGAGGUGGAAGUGGUGGAUCAGGAGGCCACAGCGGCAGCAGCGAGUCUGAUGAACACCGCGGCAGUGACGGAUCAGAAAGCAGCGGUGGAUCAAGCCACUUUAGCAUUGGUGGAUCUGGAGGAAGCGGCGGAAGCGGUGGAUCAGGAGAUCAAGGUGGAAGCGGCGGCUCAAGUGGAUACAUUUACAGCGGUGGAUCAAGCCAGUUAAGCUUCGGUGGAUCAAGUGACAGCGGCAGCAGUGAAUCCACGGAACACCGCGGCAGUGGUGGAUCAGGCCACUUCGGAGGCGGUGGAUCAGGAGGCAGCGGUGGAUUAAGUGGAUCAAGCCACUUCAGCAUCGGUGGAUCAGGAGGUAGCGGAGGAAGAGGAGGAUCGGGAAGCAGAGGUGGAAGUAGGGGAUCAAGCGGCUACAGUGGAAGCGGUAGCAGCGGUGGAUCAGGCCACUUCAGUUUUGGUGGAUCAGGCCACAGCGGCAGCAGCGAGUCAGACGAACACCGCGCCAGUGGUGGAUCAAGCCACUUCGGAGGCGGUGGAUCAGGAGGCAGCGGAGGAAGAGGUGGAUCAAGAGUCAACGGAGGAAGAGGUGGAUCAGGAGGAUCAGGAAGUGGUGGACGCGGAGGAAGUAGCGACAGUGGAAGAUACAGUGGAAGCAGUGGAAGUGGUGGAUCAGGAGGCAGCGCUGGAUCAAGCCACUUCAGCAUUGGUGGAUCAGGAGGCAGCGGAGGAGGAGGUGGAUCAGGAGGAUCAGGAGGCAGCGGUGGAUCAAGCCACUUCGGAGGCGGUGGAUCAGGAGGCAGCGGUGGAUCAGGCGGAUCAAGCCACUUCAGCAUUGGUGGAUCAUCAGGAACAGGUGAAAUUGGUGGUUCCGGAGGCCGAGGAGGCAGUGGUGGAUCACGCAGUCGAGGUGGAAGCGGUGGAUCAGGCGGAUACAGUUACAGCGGUGGAUCAAGCCAGUUCAGUUUCGGCGGAUCAAGCGACAGCGGCAGCAGUGAAUCAACGGAACACCGCGCCAGUGGUGGAUCAGGCCACUUUGGAGGCAGUGGAUCAGGAGGCAGCGGUGGAUCAAGCCACUUUGGAGGCGCUGGAUCAAGUCACUUAAGCAUCGGUGGAUCAGGAGGAACUGGAGGAAUUGGUGGUUCCGGAGGCCGAGGAGGAGGUGGUGGAUCAGGCAGUCGAGGAAGCAGUGCUGCAUCAAGUGGAUACAGUGGAGGCAGCGGAUCAAGCCACAUCAGCUUUGGUGGAUCAGGUGACAGCGGCAGCAGCGAAUCGGAUGAACACCGCGGCAGUGGUGGAUCAGGCCACUUUGGAGGCGGUGGAUCAGGAGGCAGCGGAGGCCUAAGUGGAUCAGGAGGAUCAGGAAGUGCUGGUUCAGGAGGGUACAGCGGAAGUAGUGGCAGUGGUGGAUCAAGCCAUUUCAGCAUCGGUGGAUCAGGAGGCAGCGGAGGAAGAGGUGGAUCAGGAGGAUCCAGAAGUGGUGGACGCGGAGUAAGUAGUGGAAGUGGAGGAUACAGUGGAGGCAGUGGCAGUGGUGGAUCAGGAGGCAGCGGUGGAUCAAGAAGCAGCGGCGGAUUAAGCCACUUCGGAGGCGGUGGAUUAGGAGGCAGCGGUGGAUCAGGCGGAUCAAGCCACUUCAGCAUUGGCGGAUCAUCAGGAACAGGUGGAAUUGGUGGUUCCGGAGGCCGAGGAGGCAGUGGUGGAUCAGGUGGUCGAGGUGGAAGCGGCGGAUCAGGCGCAUACAGUUACAGCGGUGGAUCAAGCGACAGCGGCAGCAGUGAAUCAACGGAACACCGCGGCAGUGGUGGAUCAGGCCACUUUGGAGGCAGUGGAUCAGGAGGAAGUGGAGGAUCGAGUCACUUCAGCAUCGGUGGCUCAGGAAGCAGCGGAGGAGGAGGUGGAGCAGGAGGAUUAGGAAGUGGUGGAUCAGUAGGAUACAGUGGAGGAAGCUUCAGCAUUGGUGGAUCAGGAGGAAGUGGAGGAUCAGGAGGCCGAGGUGGAUCAGGAGCAGGAAGUGGUGGAUCAAGCGGAUUCGGUGGAAGUAGCGGAACCGGAGGAUCAGGUCACUUCAGCAUUGGAGGAUCAGGAGUAAGUGGAGGAUCAGGAAGCCGAGGUGGAUCAGGAGGAUCAGGAAGUGGUGGAUCAAGCGGAUUCGGUGGAGGAAGCGGAACCGGAGGAUCAGGUCACUUCAGCAUUGGAGGAUCAGGAGGAAGUGGAGGAUCAGGAAGCCGAGGUGGAUCAGGAGGAUCAGGAAGUGGUGGAUCAAGCGGAUUCGGUGGAAGUAGCGGAACCGGAGGAUCAGGUCACUUCAGCAUUGGAGGAUCAGGAGUAAGUGGAGGAUCAGGAGUAAGUGGAGGAUCAGGAAGCCGAGGUGGAUCAGGAGGAUCAGGAAGUGGUGGAUCAAGCGGAUUCGGUGGAAGUAGCGGAACCGGAGGAUCAGGUCACUUCAGCAUUGGUGGAUCAGGAGGCAGAGGUGGAUCAGGAGGAUCAGGAGGUGGUGGAUCAAGCGGAUUCGGUGGAAGUAGCGGAAGCGGAGGAUCAGGUCACUUCGGCAUUGGUGGAUCAGGAGGAAGUGGAGGAUCAGGAGGCAGAGGUGGAUCAGGAGACCAUGGUAGAAGUGGAGGAGCAGGAGGAGUAGGAAACGGUGGAUCAAGUGGAUACGGUGGAAGCAGUGGAAGCAUUGGUAGAUCAGGAGGCCAUGGUGGAAUCGGUGGAUCAGGAGGAAGAGGUGGAGUCGGUGGAUCAGGAGGAGCAGGAAGUGGUGGAUCAAGCGGAUUCGGUGGAAGUAGCGGAAGCGGAGGAUCAGAUCACUUCAGCAUUGGUGGAUCAGGAGGAAGUGGUGGAUCAGGAGGCCAUGGUGGAAUCGGUGGAUCAGGAGGAAGAGGUGGAGUCGGUGGAUCAGGAGGAGCAGGAAGUGGUGGAUCAAGCGGAUUCGGUGGAAGUAGCGGAAGCGGAGGAUCAGAUCACUUCAGCAUUGGUGGAUCAGGAGGAAUCGGUGGAUCAGGAGGAAGAGGUGGAGUCGGUGGAUCAGGAGGCCGAGGUGGCUCAGGAGUAUCAGGAAGUAGUGGAUCAGGAGCAUACAGUGGAGCCAGUGGGAGCGGUGGAUCAGGCCACUUCAGUAUCGGUGGAUCAGGCUUUGGUGGAUCAGGAGGCCAUAGCGGGAGCAGCGGUGGAGGUGGAUCAGGUCACUCUGGCGCCGGUGGAAGCGGUGGAUCAGGAGGACGUGGAGGGAGUGGCGGAUCAGGCGGCUACAGCGGAGGAUCGGGUCACUUCGGGAGUCUUGGAUCAGAAACUCGAGUGGGGACUGGUGGAUCAGGGAGCAGCAGCGGCGGUGGAUCAAGGUUCUUCGGCUCAAGUGGAUCAGGAGACAGUGGAAGCAGUGAAUCAGCGGGGCAUGGUGGUCGCGGCGGCUCGGGUGGCAGCGGGAGUGGCGUGGGCGUUGGCGGGGGCUACGGGCGUGGUCAGAAGGUGUCGGGGUCAAGCUCCCGGCGACCCCUGACAGGCGGACCUUCACUGGUGGCCAAACUGACGGGGAAGCGACACAAGCUGGAGCGGUUCGGGCCUGGCGGGCGGCGGGACUUCGAUGACACGCUCGGCCCGGAGGUGUGUGAGCGCGCGGGUCUCUUCCGGCACCCCGACACAUGCGACAAGUUCUAUGAGUGUUACUGGGACCGCUGGGUGGAACGCUUUACCCUCCAUGUCUUCGAUUGUCCCAUUGCUAUUGUGUAUGAUUCAGGCAUCACCGCAUGUAACUGGCCCUUCAAUGGUCCACCCUGUGAGGACUAACACGUCAUGUAGUUCCACCAGCCAUAAGUCCAAAUUCUUAAACGUACCGGGCUCCCAUCACGACCAUUUCCUAAAGCCACAGAGGAGAUUAAUUAAGUUUUCAUGGGCGAUUUCCUCCGUUCAAGAUGCAGAAGCGUAAAACUAUCACCGGCAUCACAAAAGGGUCCAUCGAAAGCCCAGUGACUCCUACGAGAGGCUUUCAAACUGGGGAUCUGGAGCGCUAAUACGUUUAAAAAUACGGGCUAUACAGAUUCACGUGCAGUGUUACCAGAUUGCCGUACUCACCUUAUUGUUCUUGCCGGUUUGAGAUCGAAAACUGAUGCGCCCAAAUUGAUAACGAUAUUCAUUUGUGGGUAUUGUUAAAGGUUGUGAUUGUUUCUUCCCUCUCUUUCUCAUCUCCUUCUCCCCACAGUUCCCCUUUCCCCUCCUCUUUUGUCUCCUCUUCCUUCCCACAUUUCCUCCUCCACCCUCUCCUUCUCUUCUUUCUCUUCCUUCUCCCCACAGUUCCCCCUUCCCCUCCUCUUUUUUCUCCUCUUCCUUCCCACAUCUCCCCCUCCACCUCCUCCUUCUCUUCUUUCUCUUCCUUCUCCCCUCAGUUCCCCCUUCCCCUCCUCUUCUUUCUCCUCUUCCUUCCCACAUCUCCCCCUCCACCUCCUCCUUCUCUUCUUUCUCUUCCUUCUCCCCACAGUUCCCCCUUCCCCUCCUCUUCUUUCUCCUCUUCCUUCCUACAUCUCCCCCUCCACCCCCUACCUCUAUUCUUUCUCUCCCUUCUCCCCACAGUUCCCCCUCUCCAUCUCUUCUUCUUUGUCCUCCUCCUCCACUUCUCUCUCUUUUUCCUUUCUUCUUACCUUCACUUCACCUGCCAAACAUCUCUCAUCUUCUUAUUUAUGUUUUUUAGCAAGUGUUAUGGAUUAGAAAACGUAAAAAGCAAUGACGUCUCGAGUACUUUAAUCUGGUAACACUGCUCACGUGGCCUGUACACAACGCCAACAUCCGUCUCAUAUAUCACGUCUCAUGAAUCAAUAGAUGCACAUAUAUAUAUUUUUUUUAAUCUAUCUUAUUAGGGGUAGCCUUGACGUGUGAUAUACUACUACUACUACUAGAUCUUAGAAGGGAUGUGUUGCUUCAAUCUUAUGCUUUUCUGAAUGAAGAGAAAAAAAUGAGUCUUGUGAUGUACGAUUUGAAGCCUUCCAAAAGUAACCAAUUAGGAGAAUCACGAACACAUCUCGUACAAAACAUGUCCGCCCAGGCCAGAAAUACCCUCCCCCCUCCCCCAAUCCCAUCCCUCUCCCCCUCCCGACCCCCCCCAUGCCCAGAAGGGGAACAACGCCCCCCCUCUAAAGGCAAGGUAUCUGUCCGUCUGUUGAAUAUUCCUAAAGAUAUAUUUAUUUAAAGCUAUUUAUUGCCGUGUGUGUGUGUGUGUGUGUGUGUGUGUGUGUGUGUGUGUGUGUGUGUGUGUGUGUGUGUGUGUGUGUGUGUGUGUGUGUGUGUUUCUAAAAUCAAAUCAGUAAAAUAAAACAACAAACAGACCUCAAUUAGUUAAAAAAAAAAAAACUCUUUUGACCACAAUAAAAAAAAGGAAAAAACAUUACAGGUAAAUUAUUUUCAUUCUAAAACAAAUUACAUGAAGAUCUUUCUGUGUGUGUGUGUGUGUGUGUGUGUGUGUGUGUGUGUGUGUGUGUGUGUGUGUGUGUGUGUGUGUGUGUGUGUGUGUGUGUGUGUGUGUGUGUGUGUGUGUGUGUGUGUGUGUGUGUGUCGAGGUCUAUUUAUAUUCCGUCCGUAUUGGUGUUUUUUUUGUGUUUUUUUAUGGGCCAUGUAAUAUAUUUUGGGGCUUUCUGGGAACGGAACAUGAACAAUAACAAGAGGUGCUUCAGUCUGACCCUUCCUAUCUCGCCUUUCUUCAUCUCCGGUAUCAUCUUUGUAUUGGUAAUCUUCUUCCUUCCAUUUUUUUUGUUAUUACUGAUGUGAUCUCACUAUAUAAUGCUCUACUACGGCUUCUUCUAUUUCUACUAUUACUACUACUACUACUACUACUACUACUACUCUUCACUUGUAACUUUUUUCCUAAUCUCACUUUUCAUAUAAUUUCUUCUUCUUCUUCUUGUUCUUCUUCUUCAUCUUCUUCUCCUCUUUCUUCUUCUUUUUCUUCUUCUCCAGCGAUAACUCUUUUUGUGCAAUAUAAAAAUGUCGUUCUCUCUUAUUUUUAUUAUUACCUUUUGUAUUAUUAUCAUCAUUCUUAUCAUCCUUAUUUAUCUAACGAAGCGUGGGAUCGGUGUACGCAGAAUACACCCUAUAAUAAUUACUGUAGGUAGCGUUCAAGAGGUGAAUAAAUUAUUUCCUUGAA